GAGCCGGGACUUGCGGUCGCCGAGAGCGGAUCAUUCCGCCGCUUUCUUUGUGUGGCUGAAGCGCUAGAAAUGGCAUAUUUUCUUUCCCUUCGUUAAAAAAUCAGACCCUCUUUCCCCUCUCUCCCCGCGGGAACACAGCUAGGGAGCGGGUAGUAGCAAGAUCUGCCGACGAGCGCAGAGGCGGAAAAUCCUCGGGCGAUGAGCUGAAGAGGGCCGGGUCCGGGAGGGAUGCUGGGAACCUGACUCACUCGCAUACCAUGUGUCCCUCCGCGCGCAGCACGGGGGACUUUUCGGUGGGGAUUUUGGGCGCCGACCAGACGCGGCAUUUUCGGAAAAUAGCGCCCUGUGCAGCUGAAGCGCUUUGUGUGUAGCGGGGCCGCGUCAGCCCGGCCGGGUACGAGGCGCCUCGGGUCCCCGCACCACCUCCUGCUGCCUUCCCGUCGCCGCUCCCGAAGCUUUUCCAGAUGUCCCUGGUAGAUUUGGGAAAGAAGCUUUUAGAAGCGGCACGAGCAGGUCAAGAUGAUGAAGUUCGUAUUUUGAUGGCAAAUGGAGCUCCCUUUACUACAGACUGGCUGGGAACUUCUCCACUUCAUCUAGCAGCACAGUAUGGUCAUUAUUCCACCACAGAGGUACUGCUGCGAGCUGGUGUGAGCAGAGAUGCCAGAACCAAAGUGGACCGAACACCAUUACAUAUGGCAGCUUCUGAGGGCCAUGCCAGCAUAGUAGAGGUUUUACUUAAGCAUGGUGCUGAUGUCAAUGCAAAGGACAUGUUAAAGAUGACAGCUCUCCAUUGGGCCACAGAACACAAUCAUCAAGAGGUGGUGGAACUUUUAAUCAAAUAUGGUGCUGAUGUACACACGCAAAGUAAAUUUUGUAAAACUGCAUUUGAUAUUUCAAUAGACAAUGGAAAUGAAGAUUUAGCAGAGAUAUUACAGAUUGCUAUGCAGAACCAAAUCAACACAAACCCAGAGAGUCCUGACACUGUGACAAUACAUGCUGCAACACCACAGUUUAUCAUUGGACCUGGAGGGGUGGUGAACCUAACAGGUCUGGUAUCUUCAGAAAAUUCAUCCAAGGCAACAGAUGAAACGGGUGUAUCUGCUGUUCAGUUUGGAAACUCUUCUACAUCAGUAUUAGCUACAUUAGCUGCCUUAGCUGAAGCAUCUGCUCCAUUGUCCAAUUCUUCAGAAACUCCAGUAGUGGCCACGGAGGAAGUAGUUACUGCAGAAUCUGUGGAUGGUGCCAUUCAGCAAGUAGUUAGUUCAGGGGGUCAGCAAGUCAUCACAAUAGUUACAGAUGGAAUUCAGCUUGGAAAUUUGCACUCUAUUCCAACCAGUGGAAUUGGUCAGCCCAUCAUUGUGACCAUGCCAGAUGGACAACAAGUAUUAACAGUACCAGCAACAGACAUUGCUGAAGAAACUGUUAUAAGUGAAGAACCACCAGCUAAGAGACAAUGUAUCGAAAUAAUUGAAAACCGGGUGGAAUCUGCAGAAAUAGAAGAGAGAGAAGCUCUUCAGAAACAGCUGGAUGAAGCAAAUCGAGAAGCACAAAAAUAUCGACAGCAGCUCCUAAAGAAAGAACAGGAAGCAGAGGCCUACAGACAGAAGUUGGAAGCUAUGACUCGUCUUCAGACUAAUAAAGAAGCUGUUUAAUUGAAAUGAACAUGUAGUUUGAUUUUACUUUUGGUCAGGAAAGAAUACAAUCUUGAACUGUACACAACAAAGGUACAGCCAUGGGAAUACAGAAUGAUAGAAGAGACUACAGAUGGAUAAUUGGACUUAAGCCAUGAGCUCUGAGUUCUUGUAACAUAAAACUUUACUUUAGAAGUUGUGAAAUGUAUUUAAAACUGAAUUCUGUAAAUAGUUUUUUUUUUUACAGUUCCAAAUGAGUUGAUAAAGAUUGUUGAAGAGAUCCAAAACCAGAAUAAGCCGCUGUUUUUGUGAAUUCUUUUUGAUUUUAGUACAAACCUUAAUUUCUCAGAAACAGAACAGUUUUAAGGGUGAUCGUUGUUGGUUAGACCAAAUGUUGUGUAAUAAUUAUGGUGGACUGAUGCUGGAAUUACUCCUGUAGGUAUAAACCUCUAUAUGAAGAGAAGAUUUCUCCCAGGAAAUCUUUGUACAGCUUUAAGUUGUGUCAGAUUCUCUGAAAACAUUUUUUAGAAAGCAAAAUUUUUAUAUUUGUUCAAUUUCAGCUAUACCCAAGUAGAUUUACAUGUAUAUGAAGCAAAUAUUUUUAAAAAUUUCUGUUUGUACAUAUUCUGCAUGUUUUAUAAUUUCAAAAUGCAUCACUUACAUAGGUAUUUCUCCCACAGAAAUGAUGAAAGUGACCAGAAAAAAACAAAAACAAAACCCCUUUACUCUGUAGGUCAUUGAAACGAAGUAAGCUGGCAGCUGGUUUUAUUGGAAUGACAGUGUUCUUGGAAGGAGCAGCCUACAAGAUAACUUGAAUUUGCCAAUUAUGCAAAAUCUGUGCUUUUUCGAAAAUUUAAGAGUGGGGACGUGAAACUGUAUUCUGUGCCUUCCAUCAUGAUUUCCACAUGAAAGCACUUUAAGGCACUGAUUUUAAGAUAAUGUUUUUGGAAAACCCAAUGCAUAUGGGUUUCUGAAAUAUUUUAUGGACUUAUUUCUCCCCAGGAAAUUAUUCUUACGGAAAAAAAUUGCUUUUGUAUGUAGAACAGGAACUUUUUGUAUUACAGUGAUGCAAUAGACAUGUCUAAUGUAACUUCUACUUUUCCCUUUGAAAGCUCAGUGUCUGUGCUAUGACUUGCUCUCAUCACAAUAUUGUUGAAUUCCACAAUGUAUGGACAUUAAACACUGGCAGACUGUUCACUUUUUCUUUUUUUUUUUGGUAAAAUAUUACUUCAAACCCCUUUUUCUUGCUUUAUUUUUCAGUGUUUUAUUGCUUUAUGAACUGUUUAACCCUGAAAUCCCUCUAGGUUAUCUAUACUGUAUAAAAAAGCAAUUACCCUUAAAACUGUACUCUGGCCUACUUUUCUAUUUUGCAAUUAAAUAUCUUUUUCACAUA
Messenger RNA from Pan troglodytes (chimpanzee), 3024 nucleotides. It is a transcript of the gene GABPB1, whose product is annotated as GA binding protein transcription factor subunit beta 1. NCBI's taxonomy places the organism in Eukaryota, Metazoa, Chordata, Mammalia, Primates, Hominidae. Gene Ontology annotation, molecular function: transcription cis-regulatory region binding; protein binding. Gene Ontology annotation, biological process: positive regulation of transcription by RNA polymerase II. The record is from RefSeq and is a predicted model, not a curated record. Bases 465 to 1652 code for a protein of 395 amino acids. The transcript has 9 exons. Gene Ontology annotation, cellular component: nucleus.